AUGGCGGAUUUCAAGGACCCGACCCCAGCCGAAGAGGCAGCAGCCCGCGCCAAAGAGACUUCCGAGCAAGCUGCUCUUCCGUACAAGUGGCAGCAGACCAUCGCCGAACUGAACGUCACAUUCACUGUCCCCGGAAAUAUCAAGUCUAAAGAUCUCGUCAUCGACAUCAAGAAGCAGAGCCUAUCUGCAGGUAUCAAGGGCCAAGACCCAGUCAUCAAGGGCGAGUUGCCUCAUGCCAUUCAUGUCGAUGACUCCACGUGGACGCUCUCUACCAACAGCGACGGCACAAAGACGGUUGAGAUGCAUUUCGACAAAGUCAACAAGAUGGAGUGGUGGGCCCAUGUCAUCACUUCGGCACCCAUGAUCGACGUGACCAAGAUCCAGCCCGAUUCAUCAAAGCUCUCUGACUUGGAUGGCGAGACGAGAGGAAUGGUCGAGAAGAUGAUGUACGAUCAGAGACAAAAGGAGCAGGGUCUGCCCAGCUCCGAUGAGCAAAAGAAGAUGGAUAUUUUGAAAAAGUUCCAGCAGCAGCAUCCGGAGAUGGAUUUCAGCAAGGCCAAGAUCCAAUGA
Molecule: messenger RNA, 570 nt
Organism: Ustilaginoidea virens
Lineage: Eukaryota; Fungi; Ascomycota; Sordariomycetes; Hypocreales; Clavicipitaceae
Exons: 3
Coding region: 1-570 (189 amino acids)
Biological process (GO): protein folding
Cellular component (GO): cytoplasm
Source: RefSeq, a predicted model, not a curated record